UUCCAUUUAUCCCUGCAAACAAAUUGAAUAUAAAUAGACAAAUUAAUUAUUAAUUUUAAGUUAACAUAGUACAAAAUUUGAAUUGGUCGUUAGAAGAAACGCUGCAGUUAAAUACUUAUACAAUUGUUUGGUAACUAGGGCGCGCAAUAUUUGGCGGUAAAAUAUUCAAUUGCAUUUGUUUCUGUAACCUCAAAUCCGAUCCAAAUCGUUCCUCGCCGUAUACAUGUGAUAUAGACGUAUUAUUGUUAUUAAUAGUGUACAUCAUCAUCUUUAAGUGUAUCAAGUAUUAAUUGUGAGAUAUAAAGAUGGCUGUGGUUAACUCCUGGAAGAGUAUGAGCUAUGAUGAGAAUAGACCUAAUUUACCAUGGGUGGAGAAGUACAGACCAAACACCCUAGAGGAUUUCUACAAUUUGGAUGACAUUGUCACUACUCUGAAGAAGUUCAUAGAUGAAGGGCAACUACCGCAUCUGUUAUUCUAUGGUCCACCAGGCACAGGAAAAACUAGCUUAAUCCUCGCCUGCGCCAGAAAACUAUACACACCUGCACAGUUCAAUUCAAUGGUUCUAGAAUUGAAUGCGUCGGAUGAUCGAGGUAUCGGCAUUGUUCGGGGGCAAAUUUUAACGUUCGCCAGCACCAGGACCAUCUUCAAAUCCGGCUUCAAACUGAUCGUAUUGGAUGAAGCCGACGCGAUGACCAUGGACGCACAGAAUGCGCUGCGAAGGAUUAUUGAAAAGUACACGGAGAACGUGCGCUUCUGCAUAAUCUGCAAUUACCUGAGCAAGAUAAUCCCGGCGCUGCAGUCACGUUGCACCAGGUUCAGGUUUGGCCCGGUGCCCAAUCUGGACAUGGCGCCAGUCAUCCACAUGGUCGCAGAAAUGGAAAAGUUGGACGUGCAUCAUCUGGGCAUGGAUUCGAUCGUGCAGUUGUCGAAGGGAGAUCUGCGAAAGGCACUCAACGUACUGCAGAGCACCUCCAUGAGUUACGACAAGAUCACCGAGGAGAACGUGUACCUCUGCGUCGGACACCCGAGACCUGCGGACAUUCAAUACGUUAUCGAGACGAUACUCAGCAAAGACUUUAAGACAAGCUACGAAAAGAUCAGAGAAAUGCAAACCGUAAAGGGAUUCGCUCUACAAGAUAUAUUGUCGGAGGCGCUCAAAUACAUCUACAGAAUCGAAUUUCCGUUCGAUUUUCUGAUCGAGCUGUGGGAGGCGAUGGCCGAAAUCGAGUUCCGUUUGGCGGCAGGAAGCAACGAGCACAUGCAGUUGACCGCCUUCAUUUCGGCGUUGCAGAGGGGCAAAUCGAUCGUCCCACCAACCGACAUCUAAUAAUCACAAUAAUCUGUUCCUGUUUUUGUAACCGUUGUACCAUUUGAUAUAUUCAUAAUAAAUAUUA
Nicrophorus vespilloides is the source of this 1395-nucleotide messenger RNA. RefSeq names its product replication factor C subunit 5 (gene RfC3). The transcript has 8 exons. Gene Ontology annotation, molecular function: DNA clamp loader activity; DNA binding; ATP binding. Lineage: Eukaryota; Metazoa; Arthropoda; Insecta; Coleoptera; Silphidae. Gene Ontology annotation, biological process: DNA-templated DNA replication; DNA repair. Gene Ontology annotation, cellular component: nucleus; DNA replication factor C complex. The record is from RefSeq and is a predicted model, not a curated record. Bases 306 to 1328 code for a protein of 340 amino acids.